AUGACGCAAAUGAAGGCUGCAUUGUUCUAUGGCCCUGAGAAGGGUCUCGAGAUUGGCUACACAACAAAACCUGUGCCAGCUCCGAACCACAUCCUCGUCAAGAUCAAGGCUUCUAGUCUCUGCCACUCCGAUUUUACUCUCCUUGACAAUGAGCGACCAGCCCCCAGUUAUCCCAUCGUUCCCGGGCACGAAGCCACCGGCGUUGUGGAGUCGGUGGGAAGUGAUGUAACCGGCUUCGCGCCAGGUGACGCCGUCGGAUUCCUGCUCUAUCGAGACUAUUGCAACUCCUGCCCGGCCUGCAGCGUGAUACAGAUGGCCUGCCCUAAGGGUUCACUUCAAGGCUUUUCGGUCGAUGGAUACUUUGCCGAGUACGCUGCCGUCGACGCCCGUUCUGCGCUUAAGCUCCCUGAUGGCAUGGAUCUUGUCUCUGCCGCCCCUUUGUUUUGUGCUGGCCUAACGGCGUACCAUGGCGUGAAGAAAUGCAACCUGCAGGCAGGGAAUUACAUUGGAAUCAUGGGAGUGGGUGGUUUGGGUCACCUUGCCAUUCAGUAUGCCGAGAAGCUAGGCCUCAAGCCAAUCGCUAUCGAUAUCGACAAUGCGCGACUAACAGAUGCCCUAAACCUUGGUGCGGUAGCUGCUUUCAACACUCGUGAUCCCGAGUUUUCCAACGAGAUUCGUAAGGUCACUGGGGGCGGCCUUCCUGCGGUAUGUGUCUUUAGUGGUGUGACCGCUGCGUACGCCUCAGCAGUGCAGUGUUUGGCGAUCGGCGGUCUGUUGAUGGCUGUGGGCAUGGCGAAUGGCGACUUGCCAGUCACUUCGAUGCAGGUUGCCAUGGGCCUCAUCCGAGUACAAGGAGCAUCGUCAGGGCGGCCUGACGAGAUGGCGGAGUGCAUCACCUUUUCUCACAGGCAUAAUAUUCUGCCCAAGACUACCGAGUAUUCGCUGGAUGAUUUCCCAAAGAUGAUCGACCUGAUGCGAGCGGGGAAUUUUCAUGGACGCAUGGUUGUGACCAGUUUCUAG
Scedosporium apiospermum is the source of this 1020-nucleotide messenger RNA. RefSeq lists its product as uncharacterized. Gene Ontology annotation, molecular function: zinc ion binding; oxidoreductase activity. Lineage: Eukaryota; Fungi; Ascomycota; Sordariomycetes; Microascales; Microascaceae. The transcript has 5 exons. Bases 1 to 1020 code for a protein of 339 amino acids. The record is from RefSeq and is a predicted model, not a curated record.